AUGGCAGUUAAAGGACUAGGCAAACCAGAUCAAGUAUAUGACGGUUCCAAAAUCAGGGUCGGGAUCAUUCAUGCCCGUUGGAACCGUGUUAUUAUCGACGCCCUUGUGAAAGGUGCCAUUGAAAGAAUGGCCUCCCUUGGUGUCGAAGAAAAGAACAUAAUAAUUGAAACUGUUCCUGGAUCUUAUGAAUUACCUUGGGGGACGAAGAGGUUUGUUGACAGACAAGCAAAGUUGGGAGAACCGCUAGAUGUUGUAAUUCCUAUUGGUGUGCUUAUCAAAGGUAGUACCAUGCACUUUGAAUACAUUUCAGAUUCCACCACUCAUGCGUUGAUGAACUUACAAGAAAAGGUUGACAUGCCCGUCAUUUUUGGCCUCUUAACUUGCAUGACUGAAGAACAAGCUCUGGCCAGAGCCGGCAUCGAUGAAGCACACUCCAUGCACAACCAUGGUGAAGAUUGGGGUGCUGCUGCAGUGGAAAUGGCUGUUAAGUUCGGUAAAAAUGCUUUUUAA
Saccharomyces paradoxus is the source of this 510-nucleotide messenger RNA. RefSeq names its product lumazine synthase RIB4 (gene RIB4). Gene Ontology annotation, cellular component: intracellular anatomical structure; riboflavin synthase complex; mitochondrial intermembrane space. The transcript has a single exon. Bases 1 to 510 code for a protein of 169 amino acids. The record is from RefSeq and is a predicted model, not a curated record. Lineage: Eukaryota; Fungi; Ascomycota; Saccharomycetes; Saccharomycetales; Saccharomycetaceae. Gene Ontology annotation, molecular function: 6,7-dimethyl-8-ribityllumazine synthase activity. Gene Ontology annotation, biological process: riboflavin biosynthetic process.